Molecule: messenger RNA, 3975 nt
Organism: Cucurbita pepo subsp. pepo (vegetable marrow)
Lineage: Eukaryota; Viridiplantae; Streptophyta; Magnoliopsida; Cucurbitales; Cucurbitaceae
Product: BTB/POZ domain-containing protein
Molecular function (GO): protein binding
Source: RefSeq, a predicted model, not a curated record
CGUACAAUAAGCUUCAAGGCGGUUCUUCUACUUCAAUGAUCUGCUCAAACUCUGUCCACUUCUAAUGGCUCUCUCUUUCGCCUUAUAGAAAACUGACAAAUUCGAUUGCCAUUCGAGAUGAGAUCCUCCAGAGGCGGUGGUGGACGAGUCGAAUCUACCAGGCACAUCCACACUCUCCAUCGCCGUCUUCACGACGCUCUCAAUCUCGGUACCAGGUUUAAUGAACAAAACAAGAGAAAAUGGAUGUGCUCGGAUAAUGAGGUACAGAGACAUGUUGUUCGUUCCAUUGCAGCAUUUCUUGAAUCUGUUCCCAGGGAGUUAUGCUACCAUCACCUCGUGAAGGAUUCUAUACCUGAUAUUGUUUAUUCUUUGGUGUGGAUUCUUGAAGACAAGAAUGGGGCAGUGUCAAGCAUAGCAGCUGAUGUUGCUAUAAAGCUGUUCAGUGCUAUACCAAAUGCACUGUUAAAACCUUUCAUUUUGGACCUUUCUCAUGCUCUUUCAUGUUUGCUACCUGCUCGUCAAAUACAAACAUCUGCAGCAUGUGCUACAGCAUUGAAUUUGAUUCUUUCAAAUGUACCGAGUAAAAGUGAGGAAGCACUUUGGGAGAUUCUAAAAAAGACAGAAGUUGUUCUUCAUUUGAUUGGCACAAUUAAAGACUUUUCUGGAGCUAUGAACCCAGUUGAAUAUAUUCAACCUCUUUUUUCUCUUUUGAGUAUAAUACUCUCUAGGUGGCCUCUCUCUAGGUUUCCAGUUUGGAGUGAUGCAAAAUUGAUGGAAGGUUUGUAUGAUAUGUAUGCCAAGCCAGACUUUUCAGUUAGAGCUGAAGUUUUGAAGUUGUACUCUGCAAUAGCUCUAUGUGGUAUUGGUGCAAAGAAGCUUUUAGAGCGUGGAGAAGCAAUUCUGCAAGAAAUGGUGGAAUGCAUGGCCAGCUCACGCCCUCAUCAUGUUAGGAUUGAAGCAUUUAGACUUGCACAAUGUUUAGUGAUAAAUGAGGAGACCGGUUUGGAAAGGAUGAGUUCAUUUUGUGAACCAAUUGCCAGUGCCAUAUUAAAUGCAAUGACUGAAUGUAGUUUACAACCUGCAACAGUUACCAAUAAUCAGAUAUGGUUGCUUGAGGAGGCCAGUCGCUUGGCCUUAAUCACUCGUUGGGCUGGCCAACAUCACAAUUAUUUUUGGAAACAUGGAAUUGACAGAGCUCUCCUACAUCUUUUACUUGGAAAGUGUCCCAAACAACUAUAUGAAUGUACUUUGUCGUUGGAAGACCAGAUAAACAUUGCUCGGGAGGGUCUUAAGUCAAAUUAUUUUCCUGGAUUGAGGGUUUAUAUCUGGGAAAUUCUUGGUUCGCUUGCAACAAACUUCAAUGAAGAUGUCUACCUGAACAAAAGUUCAAACAGACCCCUAAUUGACAUGCUUCUAUCAUGUGCCUGUUUGGCAUUUGCAGAAUUAUUUAUGGGUUGGCGUCAAAUCUGUCAAAGUGAUGUUGUAAAUGCCUCAAAAAAUGAAUCAUUAUUGAGAGCUAUUAUGAUGAUGAUUUAUUCUCCUUCCAAUUAUAUUGCAUCAACGACGAUGUCUAUGUUAACAACGAUGCUAGAGCCGAAUAUUAAGUCAUAUUUGAAGGACUUCAGGCAUACACUGACGGGCAUCUCAUUUGGGACAAUUUCUGGUAUGCCAAAUAUUCUAAUAGUCGUGAACUUGUUAAGUUUAGUAUGUUGUGUAGGUCUGCCACAGUAUACAGUGUGGGACAAGAAUGCAGAAGGCAUGAAGGCAAUAGUCUCCUUUGUUAAGUGGUGCUUGAGUAAUGAAGUCCAUUUAGAUAGGCUGAGCUAUUCUCCACAUUUGCUUUUUAAUUUUCAUGAGAGAGCUUGCUGUCAGGGCCCUAACAAAGAAUGGGAGGGAAGAGAUAUCCUACUUUUAUAUAGUUUGGUGGGCCUGGCUGAGUUAAUUUUACAAUUACGCCCCCUGACAAAUGAAAGAGAAACAUCUUCUUUAUUAGUUGGAUUUGCUGAAGAUGAGUUAAUAAGCCAACUUCAGGAUAUCUGCAGAGGUAGUUACUCUCCGGGACUAAAGUGGUAUGCUGCAUAUGUCCUUAGUUUAUUGGGACUGUAUGGGUUUCCUAGUAAACUUGGGAACAGGAUUGGCAGAGCACUUGAUGGGGCUGACUAUUCAGACAUUCGUUUCAUUCAUACAAAUGGGAAGUGUCUAAAUGCCCAUGGUGUGAUUCUUGCAGCUCGGUGUGCAUCACUGCUGCCUCCUAACUGGCCACCUGUCAUUGAGAAAAUUCCUAAUCAUUCAUCCUCCUCAGACAAGAACUCAUCUGGAAAGAUUCAGAAAGAGGUUUGUUUAUCUUCACACGUUGAUGAUGAUGCAAUGGAGAAGUUACUUGAGUAUGUCUACAAGGGACAUCUCCAAACUGGAGAGGAACUUACAAAAAAGUUGAGAAGUCUUGCUAAACGUUGUAGAAUACAGACUCUGUUUCAUUUACUUUCUAGAAGAAGGCCGAAGUGGGGGGCACCUUUCCCCCACUUCAAUCUUGUGGCGGCUCUUGGUCCAGCUGGAUAUCCUUUCUCAGACAUCACCUUGGAGGCAAAAGCAACUAAGCAGACUAGUUGGAAAUGUGAUGUUUGCACGUUAUCUUUGCCACAUAUGCAUGUUCAUAAAGUAAUUUUGUGGUUAAGUUGUGACUAUCUAAGAGCCUUGUUACAAUCGGGAAUGAAAGAAAGCCACUCGGAAAUAAUUAAGGUUCCAGUUAGUUGGGAGGCAAUGGUUAAACUGGUGGAGUGGUUCUACUCAGACAAGCUGCCAGAUCCUCCAUGUGGGUGUCUGUGGUAUAAUAUGGAUGACCAAGAGAAGUUGAACGAGAUUCAAUCAUAUGUAGAGCUUUGUUGGUUGGCUGAGUUCUGGUUUCUGGAAGAUCUUCAGGAAGUGUGCUUGCAUGUAAUUGUAGUUUGUCUUGAUAUUGCCCAUCAUUUGUGGGUCAAAGUACUUCGAAUGGCUGGAGAUUUCUCUUUGUGGAAGUUGGCUGAAAUUGCUGCAGAUUAUAUUGCUCCAUUAUAUUCUCAACUUCGUAAUUGUGGUGAUCUCGAAACACUAGAUGAAAGGCUCCUGAGUAUGGUACGUGCUGCAUCUGUUCGACUUUCUCAAGAGGGUAACUAGAGCUCUGGGUUGUUAGACACCACUACGGAUCUGUCGCAUAAGGAUUCAUAAUCUGGGUAGCAAAGGCCUCAUAAUCUCAUGCCCAACAUUUUAGGAGAAACCACAUGAGACAAUGUCGGCAUCGGUAAGGAAUCUUUUCAGAUGAUUCUCGAGGUGCAACGUCAUGGAAAGUGUUUACAUAGUCAGCAUUGAAUAUAGUUAUUCCAGAGAGAUCUCUUGUAGUUAUGUUGUCAUAACAAUCUGAUUGCAAAUGAAGACAUUGUUGCGGGGCAUUACAAUUGUAACCGGUCGUAUCCCUCGCUUCUUUGCCUCAACUACCCUGUACUUCGUGGUUGAAACGAGGAUCGAUCAGUUUGGCACGUGGAAGUAUUUACAGCUUUCAGCUAGUCUCUUGUCAAAUGCUUAUGGAGCCGUGCUUGAUGUGUGACAAAUGAGAUCAUACAAGUAUGGCCCACCCUGUAUUGUAUGCAUUAUACACAACAACUUCAGUCUGAUUUCAACAAAUACAUUAUACACAUUUAGCAUUACCAAUCAAUGAGGGAACCAGAGCUCGAAAACAUCGUCUCGGAUCGAGCACUUUUUGUUAAUGUCAUUUGAUGAGAACGGUUGUGAAGGAAUAUCUUUUGGCUUUUGAGGAAUUCCAGUCGUGCUGCACUACGUGAAAUGACUUGUAAGUCUCUUUUUAGAUUUCUACAUGCUUUCUAUGUCUAUCCCAUCAUGAUUACUUUAUUCGCAUAUCUAUCUGCCUUUGCCUCUGGCAACAGUGUUAGAUAAUUAGGGACUGAGACAGUACAUUUUUAUUGAGCCCUACGAGAAUAAAGG